Messenger RNA from Chelmon rostratus (copperband butterflyfish), 2867 nucleotides. RefSeq names its product thimet oligopeptidase 1 (gene thop1). Lineage: Eukaryota; Metazoa; Chordata; Actinopteri; Chaetodontiformes; Chaetodontidae. The transcript has 14 exons. The record is from RefSeq and is a predicted model, not a curated record. Gene Ontology annotation, molecular function: metalloendopeptidase activity. The coding region runs from base 69 to 2126 and encodes 685 amino acids. Gene Ontology annotation, cellular component: mitochondrial intermembrane space. Gene Ontology annotation, biological process: proteolysis; peptide metabolic process.
GCUGCUUUAAUCCUCCACAGAGCUCAGUGACAGUUAACCACACGGACAUAACGAACAAUAUCUGAACGAUGGGGCCGACAGGUGAGGUGGUGUUUGGCAGCCCAGUGACGGUCUGCUCUGAGAACCGACUGCGUUGGGACCUGAACCCGGAGCAGAUCCAGCAGCUGUCUGACGAGCUCAUCGCCAACACUAAGAAGGUGUACGACUGCAUCGGAGCCCUGGACCUGGACGGCGUCACCUUCGAGAACACGCUGAAGGCCCUCGCCGAUGUGGAGGUCGAGUACACAGUCCAGAGGAACAUGUUGGACUUCCCGCAGCAUGUCUCUCCCUGUAAGGAGGUCCGAGCGGCGAGCACCGAGGCUGACAAGCGCCUGUCCGAGUUCGACGUGGAGAUGAGCAUGAGGGAGGACGUCUACCUAAGGAUCGUCGCUCUGGAGAAGAAGAUCGAUGCCGACGGCCUCACUGCAGAGUCCAGGCGUUACAUGGAGCGACUGAUCAAACUGGGGAAGAGGAACGGCCUCCACCUGCCCAAAGAGACACAAGAGGAGAUCAAGAACAUCAAGAAGAAGCUGAGCAACCUGUGCAUCGACUUCAACAAGAACCUGAACGAGGACACCACAAGUCUGUCCUUCAGCCGAGACGAGCUGGGCGGCCUCCCUGAGGACUUCCUCAGCUCUCUGGAGCAGGAUGGAGAGAAGCUGAAGGUCACCCUGAAGUAUCCUCAUUACUUCCCCACCAUGAAGAAAUGUUUUGUCCCAGAGACCCGCAGGAAGCUGGAGGAGGCCUUCAACUCCCGCUGCAAAGAGGAGAACUCGGCCAUCCUGAAGGAGCUGGUGGAGCUCCGGGCUCAGAAAAGCUCUCUGCUCGGCUUCACCACCCACGCCGACUUCGUCCUGGAGAUGAACAUGGCCAAAUCUGGAAAGAAGGUGGCCAACUUCCUGGAGGAGCUGGCUCGUAAACUGAAGCCUCUGGGCGAUGAAGAGCGCGUCAUCAUCCUCAAACUGAAGGAGAAGGAGUGUCAGAAGAGGAGUCUGCCUUUCAACGGAGAGCUGCACGCCUGGGACACCCGCUACUUCAUGACCCAGGUGGAGGAGACUCAGUACGCUGUGGACCAGAACCUGCUGAAGGAGUAUUUUCCGAUGGAGGUGGUGACUCGGGGUCUGUUGGACAUCUACCAGGAGCUUCUGGGUCUGACCUUCGAGCUGGUGGACGGCGCCGAAGUGUGGCACCCGGAUGUCACUCUGUACUGCGUGAAGGAUCGCAGCAGUGGUCAGGUGGUCGGCCAGUUCUACCUGGACCUCUACCCCAGAGAAGGGAAGUACGGCCACGCCGCCUGUUUCGGCCUCCAGCCCGGCUGCCUGCUUUCUGACGGCACGCGUCAGAUGUCGGUGGCGGCGAUGGUGGCGAACUUCAGCAAGCCGACGGCCGACGCCCCGUCGCUCCUGCAGCACGACGAGGUGGAGACGUACUUCCACGAGUUCGGCCAUGUCAUGCACCAACUGUGUGCUCAGGCGGACUACGCCAUGUUCAGCGGGACUCAUGUGGAGCGGGACUUUGUAGAGGCUCCGUCUCAGAUGUUGGAGAACUGGGUUUGGGAGAAGGAGCCUCUGCUGAGGAUGUCCAGACACUAUAAGACCGGCAACGCCAUCCCCGACGAGCUGCUCGACAAACUCAUCAAGUCUCGCCUCGCCAACACCGGUCUGUUUAACCUGAGGCAGAUCGUUCUGGCUAAAGUGGACCAGGCUCUGCACACCAGAAGUGGACUCGACCCGGCGGAGGAGUACGGACGCCUCAGUCAGGACAUCCUGGGAAUCCCUGCCUCACCAGGAACCAACAUGCCGGCGACGUUCGGGCAUCUGGCCGGUGGCUAUGAUGCUCAGUACUACGGUUACCUGUGGAGCGAGGUGUUCUCCAUGGACAUGUUCUUCGCUCGCUUCAAACAGGAGGGAAUCAUGAACCCCAAGGUGGGUCUGGACUACAGAAAGUUCAUCCUGCGGCCCGGCGGCUCUGAGGACGCCUCCGAGAUGCUGAGGAAUUUCCUCGGGCGGGAGCCCAAACAGGAAGCGUUCCUGCUGAGCAAAGGACUGACGGUGGAGCAGGACGCCAGCACACCGUGUCCCUGCUGACCAGUCGCAGCAGCCGGCUCCGCCCCCAGCAGUGACCCGCAGAGAAGAACGGACUGAGGUUUUCUAGGAAAAAAAAUAAAAUGUUACACUACGUGGAAAAAAAUGAGCAGCAAAUAAAAUGAUUUGAGGUGACGUCCCGUGUGUCUGAAUAAGUGAUGUUACUUUAGUGGACGGUAGAGGUCGUCUUCACAGGCCGGGACCUGACAGAGACCGGUUCCAGACCUGAACCCCGACACAGCAGAGUCCAGAAAAACCACAGAACACCGAAACGGCUGCAGCGAGUCUUAGAGGACUCGCUCAUUCACAGAUCGUGUCCCAGACCAGCUCUCACAUCCUGGACCCCCCCAGCAGUCGGCUGAGCUCUGAGGGUUUUAACAUUCGGUUUAGUCUCCACAAUGAAAGAGUUUCCCUCUGCGGGAUCAGGCCAGGACUGGUUCUCGCGCUCGCUCUGCCGGUCUCAGGUUGUGUGUUUGAAGACUGAAUGGAGAGAUCACAUGUGAGGCAGCGGCCCCCCCGAUGUUCCUUUAUGUUCCUGCAAUCAAUCUGUCAGAUUUCUGUUGUUUCAAACAUUUCUGAUCAAUACCUUCAGUCACUUAAUGUCACUUUCCAUUCAACGAUUAACAGGUCGUCGCUUUCAUUGAUACCAAGACCACGGUGUAUAAGUACUCCAUUACAAGUAAAAAAUAAGUAGUGCAGAAGUAUUAUAAUCACAAUGUACUCGAAGUAUUAAAGUACUUGUUC